Melospiza melodia melodia is the source of this 4483-nucleotide messenger RNA. It is a transcript of the gene YTHDF3, whose product is annotated as YTH N6-methyladenosine RNA binding protein F3. NCBI's taxonomy places the organism in Eukaryota, Metazoa, Chordata, Aves, Passeriformes, Passerellidae. The coding region runs from base 98 to 1849 and encodes 583 amino acids. The record is from RefSeq and is a predicted model, not a curated record. The transcript is spliced from 5 exons. Gene Ontology annotation, molecular function: mRNA binding; N6-methyladenosine-containing RNA reader activity. Gene Ontology annotation, biological process: mRNA destabilization. Gene Ontology annotation, cellular component: cytoplasm.
GGGAGGAGGCGGCGGAGGCGAGCGAGCGGCCCCGGCGUGCGGAAUCACUCGAGGCCCAGGCGGAGCGGAGCGAGGGGAUCGCGGCUCCCCGUGAAGAAUGUCAGCCACCAGCGUCGACCAGAGACCUAAAGGACAGGGAAAUAAAGUUUCAGUACAAAACGGUUCGAUUCAUCAAAAGGAUGCAGUAAAUGAUGAUGAUUUUGAGCCAUAUCUAAGUAGUCAGACAAAUCAGAGUAACAGCUAUCCACCAAUGUCAGACCCAUACAUGCCUAGCUAUUAUGCUCCAUCCAUUGGAUUUCCAUACUCUUUAGGUGAAGCAGCAUGGUCAACUGCAGGUGACCCUCCAAUGCCAUAUUUGACAACUUAUGGACAGAUGAGCAAUGGUGAACACCAUUACAUACCUGAUGGUGUAUUUAGUCAACCUGGGGCAUUAGGAAAUACCCCUCCAUUUCUUGGGCAGCAUGGAUUUAAUUUUUUUCCUGGGAAUGCAGACUUCUCUACAUGGGGGACAAGUGGAUCUCAGGGACAAUCAACGCAAAGCUCUGCUUACAGCAGCAGCUAUGGCUAUCCACCUAGUUCUCUUGGGAGAGCCAUAGCAGAUGGACAGGCUGGAUUUGGCAGUGAUACUCUGAGCAAGGUGCCUGGGAUUAGCAGCAUUGAGCAAGGCAUGACUGGACUGAAAAUUGGUGGAGAUAUGACGGCUGCUGUAACAAAAACCGUAGGUUCAGCUCUGAGCAGUACAGGUAUGACAAGCAUUGCAGCUAACAGCGUGCCCCCAGUUAGCAGUUCAGCACCUAAACCAACCUCAUGGGCUGCAAUUGCAAGGAAACCUGCUAAACCUCAGCCGAAACUCAAGCCUAAAGGUAACGUGGGCAUUGGGGGCCCUGCUGUACCGCCGCCACCUAUAAAACACAACAUGAAUAUUGGAACUUGGGAUGACAAAGGGUCAGUGGUAAAAGCUCCCCCAGCUCAACCAGUACUGCCUCCUCAGACUAUAAUCCAGCAGCCUCAGCCAUUAAUUCAACCACCACCACUGGUGCAAAGCCAACUGCCUCAACAGCAGCCUCAGCCACAGCAACCACAACAGCAACAAGGACCUCAGCAGCAGGCCCAGCCUCACCAGUUGCAGCAGCAGCAGCUGCAAAACCGCUGGGUAGCUCCUCGUAAUAGGGGUGUGGGCUUCAGCCAGAACAAUGGAGCUGGUAGCGAGAACUUUGGUUUAGGUGUUGUGUCCGUCAGCUCCUCACCUUCUGGUGUGGAAGUGCACCCAGUGCUGGAGAAACUAAAGGCCAUAAACAACUACAAUCCCAAAGACUUCGAUUGGAAUCUGAAGAACGGACGUGUGUUUAUAAUCAAAAGUUAUUCAGAGGACGAUAUUCAUCGCUCCAUUAAGUACUCUAUCUGGUGCAGUACUGAGCACGGGAAUAAGCGCUUGGAUGCUGCUUACCGGUCCCUGAAUGGCAAAGGCCCGCUCUAUUUACUCUUCAGUGUGAAUGGCAGUGGACACUUCUGCGGAGUGGCUGAGAUGAAGUCUGUUGUGGACUACAAUGCAUAUGCUGGUGUCUGGUCUCAGGAUAAGUGGAAGGGGAAGUUUGAUGUCAAAUGGAUCUUUGUCAAAGACGUUCCCAAUAACCAACUGCGACAUAUUCGCUUGGAAAACAAUGACAACAAACCAGUUACCAAUUCGAGGGACACUCAAGAGGUACCCCUAGAAAAAGCCAAGCAAGUGCUUAAAAUAAUUGCUACUUUCAAGCAUACCACCUCAAUCUUUGAUGACUUUGCACAUUACGAGAAGCGUCAAGAGGAGGAGGAAGCCAUGCGUAGGGAGAGAAAUAGAAACAAACAAUAACUAUAUGGAGAUGUCCUGCUAGAAUACAACACUAAUGAUGUAGACUCUGGAAAUGCCUAAUAUGUCUAAGAAGACGUUAUUAAAGCUUUUUUCUGCUUAAGGUGACAUCUUUGAACACUUUAACACGAAAUUGACUCUUCUUGUAAUGGUUCUCAUCAGUGCAUCUGCCCUUAUACUCUCUCACCAAACACACUUGAGAACUGUACCUUCGUCAAGCACUUUCUGUCCUGAAGCUUUUACCAGUAUCUGCUGUCUUUUGUAUUUAUGCAUCCUAGCUAAGGCACAGGAGACCGAACGAAUGCAAGGAUUCAUUAACUCUUUGAAUUUGUUAAAUACUAACAUUUAACCAUUAGAAGUGGUUCAAUGAUGUGAGAUUCACAUUGCUUCAACUUAAUUUUUUCUUUGUUGUAGUUUUUUUAAUUGUCAGUUUUUAGCUAUUCAACAGAUUAAAAGCAAAUCAUGCCAUAUUUAGUCCUGGAGUAAAACUCAAGUCUAAAUGUUCAUGUGAAAAUUAUUGUAGUAAUCUUUUAAUAUGGCAAAGCAACUUUAAGCUGCAGUUUAGCCAAAUGAAUCGUAACAUGAAAUUAUAAUAGAAUGACAUUUCCCUUGUUUCAAACUGUUUGGUGUAAGAGAAUAUUAAUAUGCAGCUUGGUGGACACCACCAGUUAAUGCACAUUUCUUUAUUUUUUUUCUGUAACAUGUAUACUGAAAAAAGUGCAUUUGUCUGAGGAACUGUUUGUUUGCUACCACUCAAUGAAUCUCAGUUUUGAGUAAAUGUACCUCAGUCUAAAUCAGACUUUUUAUGACCUUUAUAACUACAUUUAAAAUAAUCUUUAAUUCCUAUUUCUGGGUGUUUGCAAGCCUGACAGAUUGCUAUCAUGAAAGUGAAAAUUUACUCCUCUAGGUGAUUCACUAGCUAAAUAAACAUAAUUCUUGUUUAGCAAGCAUAUACUGUUUCUCAAAUUUUUUUGUUUCAUUGUGCCAACAUUGAGGUGUUUUUCCCCCUGUUUGGAAAUAUUUUGAGAAGAAUACUUUGGUCCAUGGAGUUGACAUGUUGCUAACCGUGUUAAGAUGAUUUUUGUUAGAAACAUGCAACAAGAAGUUCUAGAAUACAUAUUAAAUGGGCCAAUUCUAUACUAAUUUUUAACCUCUAAAGAUUGUAUCUUCUGUUUCAAUUCAUAUAGCAACACGUUCUGUCUGCUGGAAGAGAAUAUUGAAAAACUGUUAAGAGGGUGUAUUGACUGUACAAAUUACUGAACAACCUGUACCAAACUCCAGGGAUAGCUUUCCCUUUUUAGAGCAGCGAUGUUGAAGUCAGAUAUCUUAUAGCUUAAAAUAGCAGUAGCACAUAUUAUUUGAACAUGCUUCAUGUCUUACUGUCCAACACAGAUGUUUAUAUUGUGUUUCAAGUCCUUCAUUUACAGAUUUUGGCAGUCAAAGUUCUGGAGCUUAAAUAGCAAAGGUUUGUCUUUAAUACAGCUGAUUUCGCUGACUGUUGCUUUCUCUCUUCUUAAGCCCUUUGCACUCAUACAAUUAUGCAAAUGCAAGAAGUUCAGUGCACACUUCUUGCUCGUUAUUUUAAAUGUUGUUAGUGACUGCAGGGUAGCAGAUACAAAUCUUAAUUCUUACUGCCAGUUAUCUGGAAGCUCAAAAGGGAGGCCACUCCUGUAUUUUGGAGUAAAGAAGCAAUGUCACUUAAAUGAUAGAUGAGUCAUAAAUAGCAAGUGGGAUAAGGGAGGGAUAAGCAAAGUGCAUAUUGUAAGAGGAGACUAGGAGACAAAGGUUUCAAGCCCAAUCCCUACGAAAUUUGGCUUCAGCCCAAAAAUUACUGCUUCCAUGUGUAUCUGUUCCUUGCUAACAGGUUUUAUAGCUGUUUGUUUCCCUCUGUGGACUGAUUUAUUCCAGCUGUCAUUGAUCAGCCGAAGUGGCAAAGGUCAAUGUAGUGAGUCCAAAGGAUGUAGUUCGUCUGUGAUCCCCCAAGGUGUCAGCAUGUUUCUGGUGCUUUGUUACAAAACUACCUUAUGAAAAUUCCCAGAAGUUCCCAGUUACCAGAAAGCUAAUGUUGGAGUCAAGCAUUCAGGAACUGAUUGCAUGUGCAACCCUAGUUUGCUUUCACUGCAGUAUUCAUAUUUUUGCAGGCUUUGUUAAUAUUUUCUGCCUUACCCCAUGCCUUUUUUAUUCUAAUAGCAUGAGCGCUGCUCUUAUAUUGAAUCAGGUUCAGCAUCAAGUGGGUUCAUCACUUUGUUGCAGGCUUUGAAAGCUGGGAAGAUGAGACAGGAUUGUGAGAGAAGGAGGUGAUCACAUUUAGAGAGCUGUGACAGUUCUUACACUGUUCCAGGAUUGUUAGCAAAUCUACAAAUAGAAGAGUUUGAUUGCUGAUGGUGUUAGUCAUGUUGCGACCGAUUUGCUGACUGCUGAGAGUUUAGUAUGUGCAGCUGAAAUUGAAAGGAAUUUUAUGUGCAUAUAAAGUACUGUAAAAAUAGUAUAUAACAUUGUAAAAUCAGCUGUGGAGUGCUGUAUUAGUUAAUGGACAUGUGAAGCUUCUAAUCUUCAGCUUCCUUAUGCACAAGUUCUUUUCCUUCAGAAAGAAAAGGAAUGGUGCUUAUUAUCUCAAAUAAAUGUAGAAAUGCCUUU